This is a messenger RNA of Pteropus alecto (black flying fox), 1745 nucleotides long. RefSeq names its product LY6/PLAUR domain containing 6 (gene LYPD6). The transcript has 4 exons. Gene Ontology annotation, biological process: positive regulation of canonical Wnt signaling pathway. Gene Ontology annotation, molecular function: acetylcholine receptor inhibitor activity. The record is from RefSeq and is a predicted model, not a curated record. Bases 296 to 712 code for a protein of 138 amino acids. NCBI's taxonomy places the organism in Eukaryota, Metazoa, Chordata, Mammalia, Chiroptera, Pteropodidae.
GCCCGGCGCGAGUGGGAGUGGCGCGGGCGCCCCCCGCCGCCCCCUCCCUUCUCCGCUGCCUUCUCUCUCCCUCUCUUUCCUCCCCCCUCCUUCGCUCCCUCCCGCAUCCCCGGCUCCGGCCGCGCGCUGGCGGGGCUCCGCAUUGCACACUCUGGGGGCGCCGCAGUGUUCGUGGGAUGGGGCAGCGGGCUGCCGCUGGCGGCCGGAAUCCGCGAGCAGCCGGGGUGCAAGUUCUCUCUCAUCAUCUCGAAUCCCUGCUGCCAGGCGCCCUGUAUGAGUGACGCCUCGGUCUGCCAUGGAACCUGGCCCUGCCCUGGCCUGGCUCCUGCUCCUGAGCCUGUUGGCCGAUUGUCUGAAAGCUGCACAGUCCCGAGACUUCACAGUGAAAGACAUUAUCUACCUCCACCCUUCAAAGACCAGAUACUGCUACACUCAGCACACAAUGGAAGUCACAGGAAACAGCAUCUCUGUCACCAAACGCUGUGUUCCACUGGAAGAAUGCUUGUCCACUGGCUGCAGAGACUCGGAGCAUGAAGGCCACAAGGUCUGCACUUCCUGUUGUGAAGGAAAUAUCUGUAACUUGCCACUCCCCCGAAAUGAAACCGAUGCCACAUUCGCCACAACGUCACCCAUAAAUCAGACAAAUGGUCGUCCGCACUGUGUGUCAGUGAUAGUGUCCUGCUUGUGGGUGUGGUUGGGACUCACAUUAUAGCAGCUCAAAGACAUGAUGUUUAGUAGUGAUCCAUGGGGAUUUUGAUGGUCCAUACUCAUGCAUGAGUCAUUGGCCUGACAGUAGUUAUACAUGUGAAACCACAACACUCAAGGAUGUCUUCAUGGCCAGGCAUUUCCACUUACCAUGGGGAACAAGCAUUGCUUCAAUGUAGUCAUUUCAAGUCCAAGACUUCAUCAAAGCCAGCCUGCCCCUAAAAUAGACCCUGAGUUAUACCCCACAAAUCUUUGUUUCCACUCCAAGAAAUAAUUCUGCAUUUAUCGAGAUCUGGGGUUCCUAAUUUGGAAUACAUGCAUGAGCCACAUGAGGUCCUGGGACCAUCUGAGAUGUUAGGCAGUAUGCUAAAGGGACAUGAAUAGUUGUGUGUUUUUCAGGAGAAAGGUAAAGGGCCACUGGUUUAAAUAGAAUCAUGAAUUCACUUACAGCCUUAUAAUUUUAAAACUGCUUUUAAAAAUGAAUGGACUAUUUCCUUGGAGAUACUGAUUCCUUAGAAAAGUAGUAAGCAAUUUUCAAUUUAAUUUUUCUAACAUUCUUCUCCCAAUGGUGGGAAUCAUAUUCCCUCUGCUCUGUGUGGAAGAUAAAAAGGCAAUUAUAAAAGUCUGUUAUAUGGGGAGAGAUGUGGCCGCAGAAGGAUUUUUCCCAAUUUAAUGGAGCUAGCAUCUGUAAAGUGUCUGCUUACCCUUCAUUUAAUCGACGAGGUUAGACUUAAUUUGGUGCCUGGUUGUGCUCCAUAAAAUCCUGGAUUCUACCUGGACCAGUGGGUGUUCAAGGUGUCCUAAAGCAGGAUGGGGGUUAUUUUCUCCAGUCAUGGGGUUUUAUUCAGACACAGCUAAUUUAGAUAGGGAGAGGAUUUCAAAAUGAAAUCAAGGAGAAUGUGUGGGAGUUGAUCCUAGUUCACUGUGAGGGUCUAGUAAGUGGCUCAGCCAGCUCUUCAUCUGCAAUUCAUGCCUCCCAAGAGCUUUGCCAGUUCUCUUCCAAAUCCCCAGUGACUGUAGGAAGAAAGUUCUGCAUCAAG